GUAGAAAGUCACGCAUGUGAACAUGUGAUGCGGUGAAUUGCAUUUAUUGCGCUGCUUAGUACAGUUGCAUGCCCCUACUUACCGCACACAACGCUUAUUAGAUAAGAUGAUCCUAAAUCAACUAGUGUCCGUGCUGAGAAGGCCACUGAGGCCCAGCAAUCGCAAGCGAUCUGAUAUAGUUACGAUGAAGUCUCUUGCCGCCAACAUCGCUACUCGUCAGCUUUUCAAAGAAAGUAGACUCUGUGUUCGCGAUUUCGCUGGGGAGAGGUUUGAGUGCAAUGUAGUCGGCGAGUUCUGGAAGCGCUUAGCUGCUGAAGUGAACGAGCGGCUUGUGCUGCUUGGCGAAAUUUUGGCGAAGCAGUGCAACUUUUACGUUGCUCACCGCAUGCGGCGAGCUAAUCAGAUAUGGAACUUAUACAGCCGGCUGUACACAGAGAAGUCACUUAGAACGCUAGUAUCCAAGUUCCUCGACAGGCUUCGAAGCAGGUCGCAAAAGCCCAUUGCCUUCCUUCUAAGUGCAGCGUUGUUCCAGUGGGAACACGAGCGGAUCACAGACAACGAGGUGAAAGGGUGCAUAGAUGAGUUUGAGAUUCUUUCUCAAAAGUGUGGCAAUACAAAUGGCAACUGCAGCGAGCCAAGCCUGCAACCGGACAUAUUCAAAGCACAUUUGGCUGAAGAAGGCUGGGAACCUGUAGUUGAAAAUAGCAAGAUGUUCUUGUGGAGACGUUGGACGCCAGAAACGUCUGGCUACGAGUAUAAAGUAUUUGGGACAUUCAAUGACAUCCCGGCUCGGGCAUUCUUCAGUGUUCAGACGGACACUGAGUACCGCAAGCGAUGGGAUAAACUUGUGAUCAAGCUGGACAUCAUCGACCGAGAUACAAGAGGUGGUUGCGAAGUAGUUCACUGGGUCAUGCAGUACCCUUUUCCCAUGUACAAGCGGGACUACGUGUACAUACGAAGAGCAUUCGUUGAUGAUCAACGCAAUGUUAUGGUGAUCAUGUCCAGGUCAACGGAUCACCCAGCUUGCCCCCCUAUCAAUGAGUGUGUCCGAGUGACCAAGUACACGUCACACAUGGUGAUCAGGCCGCACAGAAGCAUAGAUGAGGAUGGUUUUGACUUUUUGCUGUCGUACUACGAUGACCCCCGGUCCUCGUUUCCGGGGCCGAUUUACAGCUGGAUGGCAGCCUCGGGUGUGCCAGACUUCAUUGAGAAGCUGCACUGCGCAGCCAAGGACUUGCACCUCAAGAGCACAAAGACACCACAGUCAAACCUGAGUGGCCAGAACUCAUCAGUUCAGUGUGCCUAUGCUUGAGGAGGCCAUCUCCAUCAGAGGCGGGCCUCUCGCCUCAGUGGCAUGCACAUAAUUCAGUGCUGCUUGCAGUUAGGCAAUUCGACGUAUCUAUAUCUUUACUGGUGAGCUCAGCAUUAUGAAAUUGCAAGUAAUAUCCUUGCUGCUAAGGCAUGGGCACAGCCAAAAUUUUGUGAUGCACAGUAGAUAUGACUGGCUGAACUGUCAUAUCAUUUCUUUUUUUUUAACCAGUAAUGUUCAUUAUCAGGCCAGUGUGAUUUACCAAGCAUGUAUGUGGAUUUCAUUUACCGUUUGAAAGUAUGAUUUGCUGAUAAGAAGCUGAAUUAGUCGUUACAGUGUGAUAUCAUAUGAUCAUUUAGUACUUGUACGGGAGCCAGAUUUAGGCGGCCAUAAACAGUUUCCUCUUUGGUUUCUUCGUCGCAGAAAAUGGGUUCUCAUCUAGGUACGUGAUGGCAUAGGCCUGUGAAACUAAAUUAGACGUUAUGUGAUAUUUUAGAAGCUAAUAUGCGGGUACGAGAGUGAAUUUUGGACUACCGUAAACAGUGCAUGCUCAGCUGAGCUUUCUUGGCUGGCAGAAAAACCUUUUCUCGUCUGGCUAAGAUGUGACUUCAUCAUGGGCCUGUGUGAACCAGCCAAGGCAUACUGCCACAUAAACAUAGCCAUUUCAUAAUGAAGCACCUCUGUGAAAACUCUCCUUAACUUAACAAUGCACAAUAGUUUUUUUAUAUUUGCAGCAGUUGUUUCAUUAAUGGAAAAGAAGUAUUCAAUUAUAUAGCGUUCAGAUUUUGUAGAUGUUUCGCUCACUUGAAAGUUGGCUUCAUGUGGAGGUUUGUUCUACUUCGUUUUCCCCAAAUUACAUCUUCUCUAUUCAACCCUUUCAUUAUGUAGUUAUGCAUGAACAGCACCAAUAUUAUGGUAUUCUAAACACCAGCAGUACUAAAAGCUGUUUUGUGAAAACUUCAUUUUUGCAUUUGACCUAACCUCACAUAGGUGUGUUCAUGAAUAGCCAUUACAAGCCAAGGAAAUCAGCUAUAAUUCGCAAGACACUGGGACAUGCAUCAACUGUGCAAUAGCUGCCGGUGGGGAACAAAUAUUUCUUGCCCUUUUGUAGAUAGUUCCUCCAACCAUUUUGUGGUACUGAUUCUUGGCCACAUUGAGCAGACAUAAUGUUAAUUUUCCCAUCUGUGCUGAUAUUAGGACAGCAAGAGAGACAAAAUGGCUCUUGGAAGUUAGUUGAAACAUUUGCCAAGAAGAUUAUGGGACCUCUUACUUCAUCUGUUGUUCAUGUAAAAAUAAAGAUGUAGGGACUGAGAGAUUUUAUUAUUUGAAGGUUUGCAUAUAAGUUCACUAAAUUUGUUGCAGAAUUGAACAAAAGUUCUUUAAGUAAUCAGCUCAUCCUAGAACUUGUUUUUAAAGGACAGUGUGUUGUAUCUCAGUGGCUUUUGUUUAUACAUUGUUGGUUUGAAAAUUACGUUCUCUGAAGAGCAUCAGUAUAGGUGUAUGCAUUCACUUUCUGUGAGCAGCACUAUGAAAACAUUUUUUUUUAUCAUCGACUUGCAUAUAUUGAAGAUAAAUAUGUGUUACUUCUAUUACAGAUAAAUAUGAUAAGGUAAAUUGGCUCUGUUGUAACAUAACUAUAAGCUUUAACUAGUUAGUGCCAGUAGUCUGUAGAUUAUAUUAGUGAACAUUACAGUUCAAUGCGAAUGCAGAAAAUGUUAAAGUGUAAGUAAACUAAUCAGUUGCUCCUACUAUUUCAUUUGUUCAUAUCGAGAACUUUUCUUUGGAUUUGCAGUAAUGUCUGGAUUAUGUAUUGUGUUGGUUAUGGCCUAGCUUGUCUUAUUUCAUCUUGGAUUUCAUGUUUUAGAAGGGAUUACUGGGAGAAGGGGCAAAGGGACUAUAGUAGCUUUUAUCAGCUACACUGCAGCAAUGUGUCUACACGCAAUGGCAAUAUUUGAUGUUGCGCCAAAUCAUUAUUCUCAUAAUUGAAACAUUCUUGUUCUAAACAUGCGUUUAGUAAUUUUUUUAGGCAAGUUUUGUCUUUUCAAACCUUUUUGGUCCAGAAGCUCCAUGAUUCUGUCUUAAAAUGCAUUGAAGAA
Molecule: messenger RNA, 3405 nt
Organism: Rhipicephalus microplus (southern cattle tick)
Lineage: Eukaryota; Metazoa; Arthropoda; Arachnida; Ixodida; Ixodidae
Product: stAR-related lipid transfer protein 7, mitochondrial
Molecular function (GO): lipid binding
Source: RefSeq, a predicted model, not a curated record